AUGUCCACUGAAACCGAAGAUACAUACUAUAGCUAUAAUGACUAUUGUUUUUAUAAAAAAAUUUUUGAUGAUGCACACUAUUAUUCAAAAAAAGAAUCAGUUAACAAAGAUAACAUUAUUAUUAAGUCAAUACACUCAAAAUUUAGAGAUCGUUUUAUUAAACUGUGUGCAACAAUAAAAGAUUAUUUAUCACAUUCAGAUAUUAAACAUUUGAGUGAUAUUACUAAUACAUGUAAAUAUAUUAAUUACCAUAUUAGAAGUGAUAUUAAAAACCAUAUGUAUUAUGAUAUAAAUGAUAAUUCUAAUAAUUUCAAGAGAUAUUUUCAAUUUGAUGAUGAAUUUAAAAAUAAUUCAUGUAUAUCGAAAAUAAAUUACAUAGACGAUAUAACAUUUAAUAAAAUGAAUAAACUAUACGAUCUUUAUGAUGCCUAUGCAGCUUAUUGUGACUAUAGGAAUUAUGAGAGUGUUCAAGAUAAUUGUGAGACGCUUGGUGAUGUAUUUGAUGAUUAUAAUGAUAUUAUAAAGAGUAAUAAAUAUGCAAAUAGCAUUUAUUUAUAUAAAGAAUUAAAAAAUAUUAAAUGUUUAAUUGAAAGGGAUCAUUUAAUUUAUUCAGGUAAAUGUGAUUCAAAAUUGAUAGAAUUCGCAUCACCUGAAGUUCCUGCUUUAGAAUAUGAAAAAACCAUGUAA
Messenger RNA from Plasmodium cynomolgi strain B, 687 nucleotides. RefSeq lists its product as hypothetical. The coding region runs from base 1 to 687 and encodes 228 amino acids. NCBI's taxonomy places the organism in Eukaryota, Apicomplexa, Aconoidasida, Haemosporida, Plasmodiidae. The transcript has 2 exons. The record is from RefSeq and is a predicted model, not a curated record.